CAGACGCCACUAUACUGGGCCUCUGGGAACGGGCACAUCGACGUUGUCAAGCUACUACUCGAGAAGGGGGCCGAUGUGAAUGCAGCUGAACAGGACGGACAGACGCCACUACGCUGGGCCUCUGAGAGCGGGCACGUUAAUAUUGUCAAGCUACUGCUCGAGAAG
Hyaloscypha bicolor E is the source of this 165-nucleotide messenger RNA. RefSeq names its product ankyrin. Gene Ontology annotation, molecular function: protein binding. The record is from RefSeq and is a predicted model, not a curated record. The annotation marks the transcript as partial. The transcript has a single exon. Gene Ontology annotation, cellular component: nucleus; cytoplasm. Lineage: Eukaryota; Fungi; Ascomycota; Leotiomycetes; Helotiales; Hyaloscyphaceae.